GUUCGGAAUGGCAUACUACUCUUACUACUUCUGCCAUGUCUGUCUAUGGCAGAAAUAGUAAGAGUAGGAUGGUAGUACGCCAUUAUACACUCGGCCUUGGACACGGCUUUAUUUCCAUGCCAACACCAACUGCGCCUGCGCUAGUACUUCUGGUGCCGGGCACGCGCUUUUCCUGUCCAAACGCACGCGCCUUGAGUCCUCCCGCAACAUCAUCCUCGUGAAGUUGGAGUCACAAGAGACUCGAGCGACAGUUGAUCAACGCGCGAGAAAUAUUCGCUUCAACACCGCGUUCGGUGUAAACUGGCCUGCUUUUGUCCUGUGGUGUUAUCGGUUUUUAUCAAAACGGUUGUGGUUGGUUGAGCUGUAACACACACCCCUCCUGUGAGGAGUAGACUGAGCUCGAACAGGAGUUUGGUCAUCAGCAUCCGCUCCGGAUUUUUACCGUGUGCUAGCUACUUAUCCGCCUCCACCUUUAUGGAUUUUAUUUUACACUAGUUUUUUUUUUUACACGACGCAUUUUAAUCGAUCCUUGUUUGACCACGGGAUUGUCUUUUGAUUGACGAGCUAAAUAUAAAGGACCAUACACAUGUAGCCGUUGAGAAGCUAGCCGAGGAAGUGGACUGUUACUUUUCCAUCCUUGUAUGGUGGAAGGAGUCGCAUUGAAUGAUUCAUUUGUAGACGUACAGUUAUGGAAAUGCUAAAUGUCACAUAAGGGCUGAUGUCUGGCACUUUCCGAGAGUUGUAUAGCUUCGCUGUCAUCCUCAGAAUCAAUUCGAGCUGUCUAUAACUGUACAGUUAAAAGAGUUAGCUGGGGUUUGACCAUCCACAGCUAGCCCUUUAGCCAACUCCCCCAACUGAUUAGGUUGUUAGUUUAUGUUGCUUCAGUUCAUUAUUUUCAACCGCAAACACUUUGAUUGUGUUUUAGACGAUGUCCUUUUUCAAUUUUCGGAAGAUUUUUAAGCUAGGCACGGAGAAGAAGAAGAAACAGUAUGAGCACGUUCACAGAGACGUCAAUCCUGAAGAGGAGUGGGAGAUCGUGGGAGAACUUGGGGAUGGAGCCUUUGGGAAAGUCUACAAGGCUCAGAACAAGCAGACCGGGAUCCUGGCUGCAGCUAAAGUGAUUGAUACCAAAACAGAAGAGGAGCUAGAGGACUACAUGGUGGAGAUUGACAUCCUAGCCUCCUGUGACCAUCAGUACAUUGUCAAACUGCUGGAUGCCUACUAUUAUGAGAACAAAUUAUGGAUUCUCAUUGAGUUUUGUGCCGGAGGGGCAGUGGAUGCUGUUAUGUUGGAGCUGGAGCGGCCACUAACAGAGCCUCAGAUCCAAGUUGUGUGUAAACAGAUGCUGGAGGCACUGACUUACCUCCAUGAGAAUAAGAUUAUUCACAGGGACCUGAAGGCUGGAAAUAUUCUCUUUACCACAGAUGGGGACAUCAAAUUGGCUGACUUUGGAGUGUCUGCAAAGAAUACAAAGACCCUACAGAGAAGGGACUCUUUCAUUGGAACUCCAUACUGGAUGGCACCCGAGGUGGUGAUGUGCGAGACAUCGAAGGACAGGCCGUAUGACUACAAAGCGGACAUCUGGUCCCUAGGGAUCACUCUAAUCGAGCUGGCACAGAUCGAGCCACCCAACCACGAGAUGAACCCAAUGAGAGUCCUGCUAAAAAUAGCAAAGUCUGAGCCCCCCACUCUUGCAGCUCCAUCACGAUGGUCUCCAGAGUUCCGUGAUUUUCUAAGGAAGGCGCUGGAUAAGAAUGUGGACAACAGGUGGAACUCUGUACAGCUCCUACAGCAUCCAUUUAUUUUGAACGUAGUUGAUAACAAACCAUUGCGAGAGCUGAUUGCUGAGGCCAAAGCAGAAGUGGUUGAGGAGUUUGAGGAUGGAAAAGAGGAAGAGGAGGAAGAAGAACCUGAGGCUCAGCUGGCAGUGCCUGGUCACAAACGUGCAUUGUCGGACACCAGCGUCGGCAGCUCAGAGGAUGAAAGACAGCACCAGAGCACACCAACUCUUGAGUCGGUCACAGAGAGGGCUGAACCUGAGCGAAAACACAGUUCAGAGGACCAGGCUAGUGACAAGACCUCAGACAUGGUAGUGGACACCAGCGAGGCCGGUCAUACUGAGCAUGAGAUGAUGAAUGGGGCUAGUGUGUCAGAUGCCAGCACUGAAGACUCAUGUUCUGGUGAAGAGGCCGUACCAAAAGAAGAUUUGCCUAUACAAAUUACUACCGAAGUAGAGAUUUCUGAUCAGCCAAACGACAUUGAUACUGUCCUCCAAGAGAUUGUUACGGUCAGUGAGGAGACUGGAGAGGAAGAGAAGAAAGAAGUGAAGGUGGAGGAGCCACCACAGAAGAAAGAAGAUCAUGAAGAAACGGAGCAUGAGAGGAUGAAUGAAACCAAAACACAAAUCAUAACAGACAAAGCAAUGGAAUCUACUCUGAUUUCACAAGUAGCUGAACCAGAAAACAAACUUGCCAGUGUGAUUGAAGAAGCCAUCACUGAACCACCUAAAAGUAGAGCAGAUGUUUCAGAAAAGGCUGAAGACAAAAUUGAGAGUGAGGAGACAGAUAUGAAAGAACUGGAGGAAGAAGAGAAAUCAGUGACCUCUCCAGAUGUCUAUAUAGAAGAUGUGGAGGAGGCGCAAACAGUAAUCUCUACAGAUGUUCCUACAGAAGAGGUAAAGGUAGAACUCCCUCAACAGCCAACACAGGACCAAGCUAAAGCUGAAGAGGAGGUUAAGAAAUCAGAACCCGAAGAGGCCAAGCCUGUUGUGCCAGAGAAGAUGCCAUCUGAGACAGAGAAGGGGGUAGAUGUAGUAGAGGAGACCUCUGAGAAUGAAUUGCUUGUCGUGGUCAUCAAUGGUGUUAAAGAAGAGGAGGUCAGCGCAACAGAGCAACCUCAAGAAGCCAUAGAAGACAGACCAGAUGCACAGGAAGCACCUACAGUGGCUGAUAAUGACCAAAAGGCAGACGAGGCGGCGAAGCCUGAUGUUGAAAAGGAGAAAGAUUCUGACAGUUCUGCUGCAGAUACUAACAGCAUUGACAUCAAUCUAUCAAUAUCUAGCUUCCUAUCCAAAAGCAAGGAGGGAUCUGUUUCUAUACAGGACACCAAGCGGCAGAAGAAAACUCUGAAAAAGACCCGCAAGUUUAUGGUUGACGGGGUGGAAGUGAGCGUCACCACAUCCAAGAUUGUCUCUGACAAUGAUACCAAAAGCGAGGAACUGAGAUUUCUGAGGCGUCAGGAGCUCCGAGAACUGAGGCUGCUGCAAAAAGAGGAGCAAAGAGCUCAACAGCAGCUCAGCAACAAACUCCAGCAGCAGAAAGAACAGCUCUUCAGACGCUUCGAACAGGAGAUGACAGGAAAGAAGCGUCAGUAUGACCAAGAGGUGGAGAACCUUGAGAAACAGCAGAAGCAGACCAUAGAACGUCUUGAGCAGGACCACACCAACCGGUUGAGAGAUGAGGCCAAAAGGAUCAAAGCGGAGCAGGAUAAGGAGCUCUCCAAGUUCCAGAACAUGCUGAAGAACCGCAAAAAAGAGGUUGAACAAGAGGUUGGACUGUCCCCCAAACACAUAAGAAAAGAGCUCAUGAAACGUGUAAAGGAAGAUCUAGCAGUCGUUCAACAUGAAGAGGAGCAAGAGUUUCUCCAGAGGCAGCAGCAGGAACUGGAUGGAGCUUUGAAGAAGAUCAUCCAGCAGCACAAACUAGAGAUCGCCACUAUAGAGAGAGACUGUCUCAACCACAAGCAGCAGCUCAUGAGAGCUCGAGAGGCAGCUAUGUGGGAGCUAGAGGAGCGCCACCUGCAGGAAAAACACCAGUUGCUGAAGCAGCAGCUAAAGGACCAGUACUUUAUGCAGAGACAUCAGCUCCUCAAGAGGCAUGACAAGGAGAUGGAGCAGAUGCAAGGUUAUAACCAGCGGCUGAUAGAGGAGAUGAAGAACAGGCAGACACAGGAAAGAGCUCGGCUGCCGAAGAUCCAGCGUGGCGAAGCAAAGACCCGCAUGGCGAUGUUUAAAAAGAGCCUGCGGAUCACUGGAACAGGAACACCAGAGCAGGACAGAGAGAAGAUCAAACAGUUUGCAGCUCAAGAGGAGAAGAGACAGAAGAACGAGAGACUUCAUCAGCACCAGAAGCAUGAGAACCAGAUGAGAGACCUUCAGUUACAGUGUGACUCCAACAUCAGAGAACUUCAGCAGAUGCAGAAUGAGAAAUGCCACCUGCUGAUUGAGCAUGAGACUCAGAAGCUGAAGGAGCUGGAUGAGGAACACAGUCAGGAGCUCAAAGACUGGAGGGAGAAGCUUCGGCCAAGAAAGAAGGCUCUGGAGGAGGAGUUCACACGGAAAAUGCAGGAACAGGAAGUCUUCUUCAAGAUGAGUGGAGAGUCUGAAUGUCUCAAUCCCACUGCUCAGAGCAGAGUCUCUAAAUUCUAUCCCAUUCCCAGUGUUCACUCCUCUGGCUCUUAACCUUCACCACUGAGCUUUAACUAAAGCAGUGAAGGGCUGCUCUAGUCAAGAGCUCAUUUGCUGUUCAAAGGUAUGAGAUCAGAACACAUGCAUGGGGUUGAAAUGAAAUUCUGUAGUAUGAAAUACGCAAGGAUCAAAGUACCUUUUUGAAGUUUCUUUUAGCAGUAAAGGACAAACCUUAUGCAUUACCUUGACAUGCUUCUUUUUGCAACAUUGAAUCCAAUGGAUUAACAUUUUAGUUUUUUGUCAGUUGUCUUCUGGUGAUGUUCAUUUGUGCUUGAGACAUUAACACAAAUGAACAAUGGAUACACUCAGACAAUAUCAUCUGGUCUUUUUGGAAUAAAAUAGCCUUAAUGAGGGUCACAGGAUGCCCCAAAACAAGCAUGACUUCACAGCCAAGGUAAACAUUGAAAUGUUGGGAAAGGUUACAUAAAAAUAAAAACGUGCGAACAUUGUAGUCACCAUUACACUAUUCUCUAAAUUGUCAAGUUGCACAGCUAGCUAAAUUAGCUUCAAUGCUGUUAUGAUGUUUUUAUCAGCUGUUAUUUGUUGUAUUUUUUUAUUCUUCUGUUUGCGAUGUUGAUUUGUUUUUAACGUCCAUGCAAAUUUACUUUAAAAACAAACUCACUUAGAAAGUCAUAUUUGCUGUUAGUGCAUCAUGGUUAGAUUAAAGACAUUUGCAGUCCCCAGAAACUCAAGGAAUGUAAACUGUAAAAUGACAUUGCACACUUGACAAUAAAUUUAACAUAUGCAGUAGUGAUCUCUUUAGUGCAUUAGAUUAAAUUCAAUUCAAAUUUAUUUAUAAAGCACAAAUUAAAACAACAGAUGUUGACCAAAGUGCUGGACAAUACAAAAGGGUAAAAAUAGCAAGAGAAUACACAUAGAACACACAAAUAAUACAGAAAAUACAAAGCACAACCUCUAGGAUUGAUUAAAAGACAAGGUGAAAAAAUAUGUUUUCAACUUAGUUUUAAAAUCAUGUUUUGUUGAUGCCGAUCUAAUAUAAAUAAGUAAACUGUUCCACAGUUUAGGGGCAACUAUCGCAAAAGCGCGGUCAGAUGGGAAAUAGAGCCCUAAUAUUUAUAUACGAUGAUGUCAUUUUUCAUUUGGCAAGUCACUUUGUGGUCCAGAGUACCCAAGUUUAUUUUUUUAUGAGCUAAAUAAUUUCAUGUAUUUUAAGGAGCAUAAGGGCAGUCUUUGCCUUCUUGAAAGUUUUCAUAUAUGGUAUUAAAAAGCUAUUUAUGGACUUAAAUGCAGUUAAAUGUUUUUAUUGUUGGUUAUGUUUUUUCCCCCCUUUUUUUCCAAAAUGUAAGGGUAAUAUCAAAAAAAUUGCAUGUUACAUUGUUUAUCUAAAGUUUUCUUUUUAUUGAAGGAUAUAUAUAAUUUGAUAGUCUGAUGUAGAGCAGUGUUUUGAAUAUACCUGUGCAAGCUGCAAAAGUGUGCAUAAGCAUUUCAGUGGGAACACAUGGACAUUUCUCACUUUUGCUGAAGACUUUUCCAUCUGAUUCAAGCUCUAUUUUUGAUAACAUGUUUUUCGCAAGAAAUGCACAUUUCUGUAUCGUAUCCAUACAAGACAAAUGCUGUGCUCAUAUACUUUCUGCAUGCUGAGGAAAAUCCCAAAUGCUGUAUUUUACCAGAGACAGUUUUGAACAAACCACACAUUUUACUAAGGCUCUGUUUUAAAAGUUGUCAUUUGCACAAGCGGUGCAUGACAAACCAGGAUACUUUUCCAAAGAUAGAAAGAGAGAGAAGGCCAAUAUCUGUGUCAUACUGCUGAACUGUGACACAUUAACCUCUUGCAGCACUUUGAUGGAAUAUCUGAUGCAUUUUUUUUUUUUUUUUAGGUCAGUUAGAUUGUGUAUCUACAAGCUUGUGUCAAUUGAUUGAUAAACUGUAAUAAUGCUGUAAAUAAAACUAUCAUUGUAUUUGA
Molecule: messenger RNA, 6389 nt
Organism: Myxocyprinus asiaticus (Chinese sucker)
Lineage: Eukaryota; Metazoa; Chordata; Actinopteri; Cypriniformes; Catostomidae
Product: STE20-like serine/threonine-protein kinase
Exons: 19
Coding region: 929-4459 (1176 amino acids)
Biological process (GO): protein phosphorylation
Molecular function (GO): protein serine/threonine kinase activity; ATP binding
Source: RefSeq, a predicted model, not a curated record